AUGAAUGCCAUCACUGCAUGUCUCAGGGCGCGAGCCCUCACAGCAUGGCUUGUGCUGCUCGUAUGCAUCCUCAAAUCUGUCGAUGCCCAGAGCUUAAUCGUACCGGGAGCCCUCUGGUACGACACCGAUGGCAACGAAAUACAGGCACAUGGAACGGGGAUCCUGACAGUCGGAAGCACGUUUUAUUGGUUUGGUGAAGAUAAGGCGAACAAUAACUAUUUAUUUUCUGCCGUCAGUUGCUAUAGUUCAACGGAUCUAGUCAAUUGGGCUCGCCACAAUGAUGCACUUACCCCUCUGGCUGGCACAAACAUUAGCACCUCUGACAUAGUUGAACGACCCAAAGUGAUAUACAACGAGAAGAAUGAGGAAUAUGUCAUGUGGUUCCACUCGGACAAUUCUGACUACGGUCUAGCCAUGGUCGGUGUCGCAACAGCGGAUACGCCCUGCGGCCCAUACUCCUACAGAGGUAGCUUCAAUCCGCUCGGAGCCCAAUCGCGUGACGAAAGCAUUUUCCAAGACGCUGCGAGAACAGCGUAUCUGUUGUACGCCAGUGACAAUAACCAGGAUUUCAAGAUUGCACGCCUCGAUUCCAACUACUACAAUGUCACAGAAGUGGUAUCCGAGAUGACUGGCGCAACUCUGGAAGCUCCAGGAAUGCUGAAGAGAGACGGAGUAUACUGGCUUUUGGCCUCGCACACCAGUGGAUGGGCCCCGAAUCCCAACAAAUACUUUUAUGCGACUAAUAUAUCGGGAAAUUGGUCCAGCCAAGCUGACAUAGCGCCAGAAGACACAGACACAUACUCCUCACAGAACGCGUACGACCUUCCCUUAGGCUCGGAUGCGAUAUAUAUGGGGGAUCGCUGGGACUCGAAUUUGUUGGGCAACAGCCGCUACGCAUGGUAUCCUCUCAGCUGGUCGACGGGUGAUCCACAGAUAGUAUACGCAGAUCUCUGGACCGUCGAUUACGAAGCUGGGACAUACUCAGUAGCGACCGGCACAACGUACCCAGCAGUCAAUGGCACACUGGGCGGGAGCUCGGAAUUGUUGGGAUCAAAUUACACAUACAACGGUUAUGAAGGUGUUGGAUAUCUCGGCAAUGGGGGUACCCUAACCAUGACCAUUGAUGGUAUUGGGGCGGAGCAAUGGGUAUCAUUGUACUAUGCAAACGCGGACUCGUCAUGGAGAAACACGACUAUCAGCGUCAAUGGUGGAUCAAACGUGGUCGUGGGUCAGGCUAAUACUGGGGGAGUCCAUGCGAUUCUCAGUGUGCCUGUUCAACUUUACCUCAAGCCGGGUUCAAACACCAUUAUCAUCGGUGCUAAUCAGACUGACUAUGCAGGGGAUAUGUACCAGGUUGUGGUGUACACCGAGACUUGAUCCACCAAGUAUCACAGUGCAUGCAUUCACAUUCUCCGAAGAUGUUUCUCGUAUAGGCAGUGAAUUUGUUCGUGCAAUACGAUGUUACUUUGGGAGGACAGGUU
This is a messenger RNA of Postia placenta MAD-698-R-SB12, 1481 nucleotides long. RefSeq names its product carbohydrate-binding module family 35 protein. Gene Ontology annotation, biological process: carbohydrate metabolic process. Gene Ontology annotation, molecular function: carbohydrate binding; hydrolase activity, hydrolyzing O-glycosyl compounds. NCBI's taxonomy places the organism in Eukaryota, Fungi, Basidiomycota, Agaricomycetes, Polyporales, Adustoporiaceae. The record is from RefSeq and is a predicted model, not a curated record. Bases 1 to 1377 code for a protein of 458 amino acids. The transcript is spliced from 15 exons.